Molecule: messenger RNA, 4559 nt
Organism: Colossoma macropomum (tambaqui)
Lineage: Eukaryota; Metazoa; Chordata; Actinopteri; Characiformes; Serrasalmidae
Gene: tnksa
Product: tankyrase, TRF1-interacting ankyrin-related ADP-ribose polymerase a
Exons: 27
Coding region: 48-3839 (1263 amino acids)
Biological process (GO): protein localization to ciliary inversin compartment
Cellular component (GO): ciliary inversin compartment
Molecular function (GO): NAD+ poly-ADP-ribosyltransferase activity; protein binding
Source: RefSeq, a predicted model, not a curated record
GUUCUCCAGAGCUGUUUUGUUGCCUGCUAGAGGGGAUAGUGGUGAAAAUGGCGACGUCUCGUCGCGCUGUCCAACAGCAGCAGCAACAAAACUUCUCGUCCCCUCCGAGAGUUACUCCGAGUCCGCUCACUCCGCCAGGUUCUCUCCCGGCGAGCGGCGUUCCUGCGGUAUCAGCUCCAGCAGGAGCGGAGCAGCAGGAGAGUGUCGCGGAUCCGGAGGCCAGUCCGGCCUCCCCCGACAUCCCCGCUGCUCUCCUCAGCAGCAGCGGCAGCAGCAGCUCCUCCACCACCACCAGCACCUCUACGCCUGGCGGGGCCAGCAGUGGCGGCUCCAGUCCUGACUCGGGCGGCCCCAGUCCCGCCGGCGGUGGAGGAGGCGGCGGCUGCGGGACUAGCGGCGCUUUUAGGGAGCUUUUCGAGGCCUGCCGUAAUGGAGACGUGUCUCGGGUAAAGAGGCUGGUGGAUUCGGUCAACGUUAACGCGAAGGACAUGGCUGGACGCAAAUCCACUCCGCUUCAUUUUGCUGCGGGUUUUGGGAGGAAAGACGUAGUGGAGCAUCUUCUACAGACAGGGGCAAAUGUGCAUGCCCGAGAUGAUGGUGGUUUGAUCCCCCUCCACAACGCCUGUUCUUUUGGCCAUGCUGAAGUGGUCAGCUUGCUGCUGUGCCAAGGAGCUGACCCCAACGCUAGAGACAACUGGAACUACACCCCACUACAUGAGGCUGCCAUAAAGGGCAAAAUUGAUGUGUGCAUCGUGCUGCUCCAACACGGUGCUGACCCAAACAUCCGCAACACUGAUGGCAAGUCCGCCCUGGACCUCGCUGACCCUUCCGCCAAAGCCGUCCUGACUGGCGAGUACAAGAAGGACGAACUCCUGGAAGCAGCGAGGAGCGGAAAUGAAGAGAAGCUCAUGGCCUUGCUCACCCCGCUGAACGUCAACUGCCACGCCAGUGACGGCCGCAAGUCAACUCCAUUGCAUCUGGCAGCAGGAUACAACAGAGUCAGAAUCGUCCAGCUCCUCCUCCAGCAUGGUGCAGAUGUGCAUGCAAAAGACAAAGGUGGCCUUGUUCCUCUCCACAAUGCUUGCUCCUAUGGUCACUACGAGGUUACAGAGCUGCUGCUGAAGCACGGCGCAUGUGUGAAUGCCAUGGACUUGUGGCAGUUCACCCCACUGCACGAGGCUGCGUCGAAGAACCGUGUGGAGGUGUGCUCACUUCUCCUCAGCCACGGAGCAGACCCUACCUUGGUCAACUGUCAUGGGAAGAGUGCUGUGGAUAUGGCUCCAACCCCAGAGCUAAAAGAGAGACUGACCUAUGAGUUCAAGGGCCAUUCCUUGCUCCAGGCUGCACGUGAGGCUGAUAUGGCCAAAGUGAAGAAGACCUUGGCUCUGGAGAUCAUCAACUUUAAGCACCCGCAGACCCACGAGACAGCAUUGCAUUGUGCAGUUGCCUCGCCACACCCCAAGAGAAAGCAGGUGACAGAGUUGCUGCUGCGUAAAGGAGCCAAUGUUAAUGAGAAGAAUAAAGAUUUCAUGACACCUCUGCAUGUGGCAGCUGAGAGGGCUCAUAACGACAUUCUGGAGGUGCUGCAGAAACACGGGGCCAAGAUGAAUGCAGUGGACACUCUAGGGCAGACAGCAUUGCACAGGGCAGCCCUCGCUGGCCAUCUCCAGACAUGUCGACUGCUGCUGAGUUACGGAGCAGAUCCCGCCAUCAUCUCUCUGCAGGGGUUCACCGCCGCACAGAUGGGCAACGAGGCUGUCCAGCAGAUCCUCAACGAAAACAUUCCAGUGAGAAACUCUGAUGUGGACUACAGACUUUUAGAGGCAGCUAAAGCAGGAGACCUGGACACUGUGAAGCAACUGUGCUCUCCUCAGAAUGUGAACUGCAGGGACCUGGAAGGUCGUCACUCAACACCACUACACUUUGCAGCAGGUUAUAACCGCGUGGCUGUGGUUGAGUAUUUGCUGCAUCAUGGGGCUGACGUCCACGCAAAAGACAAAGGAGGACUGGUGCCACUGCACAAUGCUUGCUCUUACGGUCACUAUGAGGUGGCUGAGCUGCUGGUCAGACACGGCGCAUCAGUCAACGUGGCUGACUUGUGGAAGUUCACCCCAUUGCACGAGGCUGCAGCCAAGGGCAAAUACGAGAUCUGCAAACUGCUUCUGAAGCAUGGGGCUGACCCCACUAAGAAGAACCGUGACGGGAACACGCCACUGGACAUGGUGAAGGAAGGAGACACAGACAUCCAGGACCUGCUUAGAGGGGAUGCAGCUCUGCUUGAUGCGGCUAAGAAAGGCUGCCUUGCCCGAGUGCAAAAACUCUGCAGCCCUGAGAACAUCAACUGCAGAGACACACAGGGACGCAACUCCACCCCUCUACAUCUGGCAGCUGGUUAUAAUAAUCUGGAGGUAGCAGAGUAUCUUCUGGAGCAUGGGGCAGACGUGAAUGCGCAGGACAAGGGCGGCCUCAUUCCCCUUCACAACGCAGCUUCAUACGGGCAUGUGGACAUAGCAGCACUGCUGAUUAAGUACAACACCUGCGUGAAUGCAACGGAUAAGUGGGCGUUCACUCCUCUGCACGAGGCAGCACAGAAAGGCCGCACCCAGCUGUGUGCGCUGCUGCUGGCCCACGGAGCCGAUCCCACCAUGAAGAACCAAGAGGGCCAGACACCACUUGACCUCGCUACGGCUGACGAUAUCAGAGCGCUGCUGAUUGACGCCAUGCCUCCCGAUGCCCUGCCUAGCUGCUUUAAGCCCCAGGCCACUGUGGUCAGUGCUGCAGUCAUCUCCCCUGCAUCUACACCCUCCUGCCUGUCAGCCGCCAGCAGCAUCGAUAACCUGGCCGGGCCUCUGUCUGAGCUGGCUGCGACUGGUGCCUCAGGGCCUGCCAAUGGGGCCACUGCGGCUGAGAGGAAAGAAGGAGAGAUUACUAUCCUGGAUAUGAACAUCAGCCAGUUCCUGAAGAGUCUGGGGCUUGAGCAUCUGCGAGAUAUUUUUGAGCGGGAACAGAUCACCUUGGAUGUUCUGGCUGACAUGGGCCACGAGGAGCUGAAGGAAAUCGGCAUCAAUGCAUACGGCCACCGCCACAAGCUUAUCAAAGGCAUCGAGAGACUGCUGGGCGGUCAGCAAGGUGCCAACCCAUACCUGACAUUCCAUUGUGCGAGUCAGGGCACAGUCCUGAUCGACCUGGCCCCUGAUGAUAAGGAAUUUCAGUCUGUGGAGGAGGAGCUGCAGAGCACGAUCAGAGAGCACAGGGAUGGAGGCAAUGCGGGUGGAGUCUUCAGCAGGUACAACAUCCUGAAGAUCCAGAAGGUGGUAAACAAGAAGCUGAGGGAGAGGUAUUCACACAGGCAGAAGGAGAUCGCAGACGAGAACCAUAAUCAUCAUAACGAGAGAAUGUUAUUCCACGGGUCUCCCUUCAUUAACGCUAUAAUCCACAAAGGCUUUGACGAGAGACAUGCAUAUAUAGGAGGCAUGUUUGGAGCAGGGAUCUACUUUGCAGAGAACUCCUCCAAGAGCAACCAGUAUGUUUACGGCAUCGGUGGCGGCACCGGCUGCCCCACGCACAAGGACCGCUCCUGCUACAUCUGCCACAGGCAAAUGCUGUUCUGUCGAGUGACCCUAGGCAAAUCCUUCCUACAGUUCAGUGCCAUGAAAAUGGCCCACGCUCCUCCUGGGCACCACUCGGUCAUCGGCCGCCCCAGUGUCAAUGGGCUGGCCUAUGCAGAAUACGUCAUCUACAGAGGGGAACAGGCCUACCCAGAGUACCUCAUCACAUACCAGAUAGUGAAGCCGGAGAGCACAGCGCAGCCCCCAGCAGCAGCCGAGCAGAAGUCUUAGUGUACCCCCCUCCACCUCAUGCCCCCGUCCCCACCAGCCUCACCUCUGUCUGCUGCGGCCUCCCGCACACUGCUCAGACUGUUACUCAAACACUUCACACACAUUACGGCCUCCAGCACCUCCUCCAGCUUCGCUCUCCCCUUCCUGCCUCACUACGUCCACUUGCCUUUCCCAUAAACACCUCAUUCCUGCACUGCCUGCCUUGUUUUGCUGUCAGUUUUUUUUUUCUCUUAUGUCCCCCCCUCCCCACACUGUUUACCUGGAAGAGUUGCCUUGGACAACCACAGUCUAACCCUGCACGCCUCUGCUGGGAGAUGGGUUAAGAGUGAAGUGCGGUCAGGGGUCAGGGCAGUGGCUGCGACGUUCAGGGCUAAAGGGGAAGAGAGAGGAGGUGGGGGAGGUAGUGAGCUAGCUUACAGUCUGCUCUGAAUGAUAAUGUGUGAAAGAAAAGACAACAAGUGACCUCUUUGCCACCCCUUUACCCUUUAAUACUAUUUUAAUACGGUCCCUGGACAAGCAUUACAAUUCACAUAGCUUCUCUUUUUUUAACCUUUUUAUCGUGAUUUGUUGUUGGUUUUUUUGCAUUAUUUUAAAGUUAACUUACACUAUGACAUGGACCAUGUCACCGUUACACUCUAUCGGGACCUGCCGUUUAUUUGACUUUGUUUUACUUCACUUAAUGACGUUCCGUGAAGCCAGUCGGCUGCUUCUGUUGUGUUG